Messenger RNA from Urocitellus parryii (Arctic ground squirrel), 255 nucleotides. Lineage: Eukaryota; Metazoa; Chordata; Mammalia; Rodentia; Sciuridae. The record is from RefSeq and is a predicted model, not a curated record.
AUGCCUCUCGCAAAGGAUCUCCUUCAUCCCUCUCUGGAAGAGAAGAAGCGGAAACACAAGAAGCAGCGCCUGGUGCAGAGCCCCAACUCCUAUUCCAUGGAUAUGAAAUGCCCAGGAUGCUAUAAAAUCACCACAGUUUUCAUCCAUGCACAAACAAUAGUUUUGUGUGUUGGCUGCUCCAUUGUCCUCUGCCAGCCUACUGGAGGAAAAGCAAGACUUACAGAAGGAUGUUCCUUCAGGAGGAAGCAGCACUAA